Suillus fuscotomentosus is the source of this 1485-nucleotide messenger RNA. RefSeq names its product ADC synthase. The record is from RefSeq and is a predicted model, not a curated record. The transcript is spliced from 7 exons. The coding region runs from base 1 to 1485 and encodes 494 amino acids. NCBI's taxonomy places the organism in Eukaryota, Fungi, Basidiomycota, Agaricomycetes, Boletales, Suillaceae. Gene Ontology annotation, biological process: L-tryptophan biosynthetic process.
AUGGACCCUCAGAAAUUUACAGCGUAUCCAUCUCUCGCCGCUGUAGAACAACUCAUCAUUCGCGAGAAGCGAGGCAACUGCGUUCCAAUAUUUAUCCAGCUUCCUGCAGAUCUUAUCACACCAUGUAUGGCAUAUCUUCGAGUAGCCAAAGACUCCAAGUACAGCUUCCUACUGGAGUCGGUUAUUGCGGGGGAGAACAUCGCCAGGUACAGUUUCGUCGGCGCAGACCCACUGAAGGUCAUCAAAACUGGACCGAACGAGGAAUUUCAGGGAGAUCCACUUUCUGCUCUACAACGCGAGCUCGCCGUUCACCAAUAUGUGAAAAUUCCUGAAAUUCCAACUUUCACCGGAGGCGCGAUCGGAUACGUGUCCUAUGACUGCAUACAGUACUUCGAGCCCAAGACUGCUCGACAACUCAGUGAUCCUUUGUCUAUCCCGGAAUCUUUGUUUAUGAUUUGCGACACCCUCCUCAUUUACGAUCACCUAUUCCAGUCUAUCAAGAUCGUCUCUCAUGUCUUCUAUCCCAAAGAUGCCGGCACCACCAACCUUCCUUUCGUAUAUCAAACUGCUCAGUCAAAAAUCCGUCGGCUAGCAAAAGUACUUUUGAGUCACACAACUCCCGAAGUACUGCAGCCUCCAAUUACGUUAGGAAACCAAGCCGUAUCCAACAUAGGCAAAGAAGGCUAUGAGUCAUUUGUAACCAAGCUCAAGGAGCACAUUAUUGCCGGUGAUAUCAUCCAAGCAGUUCCAUCUCAAGCGCCUUGCUCACAUCUUCGCCAAGUCAACCCUAGCCCUUAUAUGUUUUAUUUGGAUUGCGGAGAGCUCCAGAUAGUCGGCGCCAGCCCAGAGACUCUUUGUAAAGUGGAAGCAAACAAGGUCUACAACCACGCCAUUGCCGGGACCGUCAAGAGAGGAAAGACUCCAGCAGGCUACGAGCUUGCUAAACAGCUCCUUUCAUCUGAAAAGGACCGAGCGGAACACAUCAUGCUUGUUGAUCUUGCCAGAAAUGACGUUAAUCGGGUUUGCAAGCCGGAGACCGUGAAAGUUGAUCACCUUAUGGCGGUACAAAAAUUCAGUCAUGUCAUCCAUUUAACGUCCCAAGUUUCGGGAAUGCUGAGGGAAGGGUUCUCGAGGUUCGAUGCUUUCCGCUCCAUAUUCCCCGCGGGAACUGUAUCGGGAGCUCCUAAGAUCAAAGCCAUCGAACUGAUUGCCGAACUAGAGGGCGAACGGAGGGGAGUUUAUGCCGGUGGCGUCGGACGUUUCGACUUCGCUGAUGACGAAAUGGACACAUGUAUUGCUAUUCGUACAAUGACAUUCAAGGACGGGGUUGCCUACUUACAGGCAGGAGGAGGCAUCGUUUUUGACAGUAUGGAAGACGAGGAGUAUGUAGAGACCCUCAACAAACUGGGAGGCAAUCUGCGAGCACUGAUUGAUGCAGAGAAAUACUGGAGUGAGAUUCAAGCGUCACAUCCAUUACAACGUUGA